AUGACUUCCCUCUUUGUUGCUCCGUCUUUCAUGCCCCCACCACGUCUAAGCACCGCCACAACAAUGACCAUUGACUCUGCCAGUGGCAGGCGUGUACCUCGAAAUAAAGACUUUCUCAACAAGCAUGGUCAUCGUCAUCACUCCUUUGACCAAGAGAAAGCACCAUAUCCUCUCAGUUAUGAUAGACAGGUCCUCGAGCUGGAGAGUAUAGACCACAGCUUCGUCAUGCACGUCAAGAAAUCUGUUUCAGUCGUCGGGUUUCCAGAUCAUAGCUCUCCAAAACGCUCUCUCGAUCUUGGUUGCGGAGGGGGGACCUGGAUAGUUGAAGCUGCCAAGGAAUGGCCUGACUGUCAAUUCGUUGGAUUCGACCUCGUGGAUGUACAAGUCCCGUUGUCAUUACUGGAGCCUGACGUUGCGAACCGCGUUAUGUGGGUACACGGGAACUUUCUGACGACGAAACUCCCGUUCGACGAUGACGAGUUCGAUCAUGUUCACAUGCACGGCUUAGGCCGGGGGAUCCCUGAGAACAAGUGGGGUGUUCUCUUUGAGGAAGUGAACCGUAUAUUACGACCAGGUGGGGUUAUUGAAGUCCUUGAACAUGAUAUCCUAUUCCCCACGCUGCCUACCUGGUUCACAGCACCUUUACGAGCGCGUAAUAAACGUUCAGAUUCUGUCCACUAUCCCAACGGCUCGCACCACCGCAUUGACAAACUACCCUCGUCACAACCAGACGUUGCACCCUUACCUCAUGACCAUGCACUACUCGAAAGCUUGUAUUACGCUGUAUUUGAGAACCGAUUUAUCAACUUACGACCAACCGCUAUUCUGCCAAUACAUUUCACCUCGACUUUCCGUCGAGUAAUAUCUGCACCUAUCGUCCAUUUCCGCAUGCCUGCACUACCCCCUUUACAAGCAUUACCACAACCGUUACCGCCAAAUGCGCUUCUCAUGGAAGCUUCAUUAUCCUCGGACAGAUCUGAGACCACCUCACAACCUCAAGUGCCUCUCACACCUCGUCCACUCGCCGUUUCGUUCUCGUCUACUCACUCCUCUGCUACGAGCAAAUCAGCAUCAUCAGGAGAAUCAUCGUUAUUCAGCAGUAUGGAUGGCUCUACCGUCUCGCACCCGACAACGAGCCCUGCAGAUUGCUCACCGGAUUCACCGGCACUUUCGUGCAAUACAACUAACACCUUGGGCUCUGAAACAGCUCAUGUGGUGAAAAAACCACUUUAUAUUGUUGAUAGUUCGGCGGCAGAGAGUACAUCCAUGGGCGUUGGACCUUCACACUCUCUGAUUCCUCUCGAUGAGAUUGACAAGCUUAACGAACGCUCGCUCGCUAUGCAAUUAUACUGGUCGUAUCAGAGCGUACUGGCCUGCCAGGAGUCCAUGUACGAGGAGCUCGUGGAUCGCACGAGGAAUCGGACAGGGGAAUUAGCAGAGUUUGGAUGGGACACCGAUCAGGACCUGUCCGAACUCGAGAGUCGAACAAAAUUCGAGAUACUGGUAGACCGGUAUAAGCGCGAUAUGCAGGCGCGAAUAUCCCUGUGGUGUUCACUUGCCGAGCUGGGGUGGUCCGUCCCUCCGCGGGAGGCCAUGUCGAAAGCAGAGCUUGUGGAGGAGGAGAGACUCUACCGGGCUAUGCUUGAAGCGCGACGGCUUGCCUCUGAGGAGGACCUGCACACACCUUGUCGGUCUGUGCGGAUAUUCGUGGGUUAUAAGGAUGUAUUGUAA
Messenger RNA from Suillus paluster, 1731 nucleotides. RefSeq lists its product as uncharacterized. Gene Ontology annotation, molecular function: methyltransferase activity. NCBI's taxonomy places the organism in Eukaryota, Fungi, Basidiomycota, Agaricomycetes, Boletales, Suillaceae. The transcript has 10 exons. The record is from RefSeq and is a predicted model, not a curated record. Bases 1 to 1731 code for a protein of 576 amino acids.